AUGGUUCGUAUAAAUCAGAGUUCCGGAUUGGUUCCGUUCGGUGAUCCCAGAUUGUGCGUAUGUGCCCAGGAACAAACGGUUGCCGUACCGCAGGAGUACCCGGAACCGGACGCGACGGAUAGCUACCUUAUCCCGACGCUCGGCCUGCACCAUGGUGCGUUCGUAUUCGCCUACAUCUCCACGUUCCUGUCCUACAUCACGCCGUACGAUCUUCCUGUGGAGCUGCUGCGUGACGCGUUCCACACGAAGGUCUCCUUCCUGCAUCUCAUCCUGGAGGCAUUGAAAGUGGAAUCGGGCUACAUAUGCUUGAUCGCGAUCUUCUUCCUCAUAUCGCUCAUCCCGCUCUGCUACACGAUCGCGUGGGGCUGUGCCAAGGAACCGGACGACGACCUGAACCCGGGCCCGACCGUCGACGCCAUCAUCCAGGCGGAAGAGCUUUCGCUCGAGGAGUCGCUGCACUGUCGCAAGAGCUUCCUUGGCCUCGUGCUGCAAGUGAUCAUUCUCCUGCUGAUCGCCGGCGUUAUAGCGAUGUUCGUGACGAACGAGCAGAUCGCGUCGGCGAUCAAUCAGACACCGGUGGUCGUCCGCUCGUCGCUGCUCGACACGGUCACUUUUCUGCACGACGCCGAAGCGCAGAUACGGUUCGUCGUGCUGGAGGGACUGGCCACGGCCGUCGAGCGGAUGCGAAACGAUCUGGAAAACAUCGACAAGCUGCUGGGGGAGCCGAUCCAGCACCACCUGGCGUUGUUCACCGGGAUCGACAUUAUCUUCGAGUCGAUCAUCGACAUCAGCACCGCCAGCAGUAAUUUGGCGCGCCGGAUCCACCUCCUGCAGGACACGCUGGCCCGGGCGGCCAAGAUAUCGUACGAGGCCGAGUUUCGGCUCGACGAGCUGCAGAUCCAGCUGUCGGUGCUGCAGCGCCAGUGUACGUUCCGUGAUCGGCCCCUCUGCGAUACGCUCAAGAUCAAGAACUUCGAAGACACGGGGCUGAUCGAGAGGAUCCGCCGGCUGCAGACCGACGGCACGCUGGCCAAGCUGAUGUCGAUGGGGGAGGCCGGCCGAAACACCAGUAUGCACGCGCUGACCCACGAGUUAACGCUGGCGAGGUCCACGUUUCGGAACUACGCGACCGAUGUGCGGAACGCGACCGAGGAUACGGCCGGCCGCAUCGAGGAGCGCGUGGAGCAGCUUACGAACGACACGCAGGCCACGGUUGACGUGUUGACGCAGACGGUCGGUGGCCUGGUGGAGAAAGUCAAUCGGACGGCCAACUUUUCCGACUCGUUCUUCGAUCGGUACCGUGAAAUCGGAGCCAUCCUGUGGUUGGCCGGGUUGGCGACUACCAUCAUGACGCUACUCGUAUCGCUGAUCCUGCUCAGUGCCCUAAGCUGUGGUUGUUGCCACGCCGACAGCAAGGCCGGAAUCACGCUGAUCCUGGGGGCGAUUUGCAUCUGCAUCGCUAGCCUGGCCCUGUCCGGGUUCACCAUGAUUGAGAUGCUGCUCGGGGCGCACGGACAGGUCUUCAUCUGCCACCCGCUCUACAACGAGCCGGCCUACACCGUGCUGCAGAAGUUGAUCGACAAACCGGGGCUCAUCUACCCGACCGAACCGCAGUACGGCAUCAUCGGCGAGCUGCUCCGGGAGGCGAGCCCACCGGGUAGCAGGCCUGCGCGGCCGAUCCAGGUGUCACUGUCGAGUGCGCUUAACGAUUGCGAGAAGGGCCGCGGAUCUUUCGCCACCUUCCAACUCGAUGCGCUCGUGAACCUAUCGACGGUCGACCAACGGCGUCAGCGAUCGGGCCUUGACCGGGUGAUCGAUAGUGUGGGCGCCGGCGAGGAACCGUUCCUGGGGUUUACCGUGCGCAUCCAGGCCAUCCUCGAGGACAUGCUGUCCGAUUCGGACCUCAAUCUGACGGGCACGCGCAUGGAGCUAACGCAAGUGUCCCCCGAUAAGGACGUGCUCACGUUCAUCGAUCAGCUACAGCGCGUUUCGGCGCAAAUCCAGGACGUGGCCACGACGAGCCGCAUGACCACGCUCGGGUCGCGGGCCAAGCGACUCCAGCUGUCGCUGCUGGCUCCCCUCGAGCAACUGCGGGGUGAUAUCGUGUACCACCUGACGGCGCUGGAGCUCCAACUGUCACCGUGGGCCACGCAGGUCAACAAGAGCCUGACGCACCUCCGGAACGCGCAGACGUUUCUCGAUGCCGAAGCGGCCGAAGUGUGCUACAACCGGAGCGACACCUACCGGCGGAGGCUCCGGGGCCACCUCGAGGCGUACUACAACCACACGGCCCGCGUCCUGGGCGAUCGGUGCGCCAGCUGUCGGCCGCUGUUCGACAUCUUCGACGCGAUGCGCAUGCUGUUCUGCCACCACAUCAUGGACCCGAUGAACGGGCUGUGGUUCUCGGCCUUCCUCUGCCUGUUCCUGUGGGCCGUCGCGACGCCCCUGUCGCUGAUGCUGUCCUCCACGUACCGACGGCUCGAGCUGCUGGCCAGCAAGCUGCAGCACUCCAGCAGCCAACGGUACGACCCACGAGCCUCGACGCGCGAAGACCAACGGGAGUCAAGCCAAUGGGCCACGCAACGUUCCGUCUCGGUGCACGUUAAUGCGGUGGCCGAAUCGAGCACCGACGACGAUGACGGCGGCGACCGCGACGCCGAAGAGGAGGGCGCCGUGGUGAUCGAGUACAUCGAGCUGAGCUACGCCAACGGCGAUCCGACAAACUACCACGAGAGCCUUAUAUGA
Messenger RNA from Anopheles cruzii, 2745 nucleotides. RefSeq names its product prominin-1 (gene prom). Bases 1 to 2745 code for a protein of 914 amino acids. The transcript is spliced from 5 exons. Gene Ontology annotation, cellular component: membrane. The record is from RefSeq and is a predicted model, not a curated record. NCBI's taxonomy places the organism in Eukaryota, Metazoa, Arthropoda, Insecta, Diptera, Culicidae.